AUGGUAGUUGUAAUUGAUGGCAAAUUUACUAUCAAUUGGCCAGACCUGACUUGUGACAACGUGUCGAUGACGCUUAUUUUGGACAGAGCCCUUCUCGAGAUCGGCGACGACGCCCGCGAUGUCCAUUUCGAAGACGAGUCUUGUGUUGCAUACGUCCACGACAGUGAGCAUGUAGCGAUCACCACCACGUACGACAGAUGUGGUACUACGCAAGAGCAAGACGACGACUACAUAAUAUUUACCAACAUGGUGACGUACAAGCCCCGCCCUGAAAAUGGAACUAAUGAGCUCAUUACCAGAGAACAAUAUCUUCAUAUCCCUGUUACUUGCAACCUGGAGAGGACGCAGGCCUUGGAAGAGUCCUUCUUGCCUCAAGCAAAUCUUUAUGUUUUCGAAGAGGAAGGGUACGGCGAGUUCACCCUAAACCUUGACCGGUAUACAAACUCAGGCUUCUACCAACCUGCCAACGAUUCCGGCGAAGUUACACUCGGCGCCCCGCUAUACUUCAGCGUCGGCCUGACGUCCGUCACGAACCUCACGCUUCUCAUCGAGUCGUGCUGGGCAACUAGCUCGCCAAGCCCACGGGACGACCACCACUAUGAUAUCAUCGAGAAUGGAUGUGCCGUGGACAGCACAACAGUCAUCUACAAUUGGCUCUCUCCAACUUCCAAGGGAUUCAGUAUCGCUGCUUUCGCCUUCAUUGGCGAUUUCGACAAGGGUAAUCAUGGUUAUGGUGAUAAAUUUUCUGUUUCAUGGGCUUAG
Strongylocentrotus purpuratus (purple sea urchin) is the source of this 762-nucleotide messenger RNA. RefSeq names its product ZP domain-containing protein-like. Bases 1 to 762 code for a protein of 253 amino acids. The record is from RefSeq and is a predicted model, not a curated record. NCBI's taxonomy places the organism in Eukaryota, Metazoa, Echinodermata, Echinoidea, Camarodonta, Strongylocentrotidae. The transcript is spliced from 6 exons.